Pyricularia oryzae 70-15 is the source of this 707-nucleotide messenger RNA. RefSeq lists its product as uncharacterized. The coding region runs from base 1 to 285 and encodes 94 amino acids. Lineage: Eukaryota; Fungi; Ascomycota; Sordariomycetes; Magnaporthales; Pyriculariaceae. The record is from RefSeq and is a predicted model, not a curated record. The transcript is spliced from 5 exons.
AUGGUCGGGGUGGUAAUUAUUUAUAGAGCCGAGGGGUUGAAUGUCAUACGAAGUACUUCGCAAGACAGCGGGCCGACCGCUCUACGAGCUAGGAGCUACAAAUUCUGCGGCUCUGGUAUUGCAGGACUUUGCGACUCGCCUCCAGGAUCGGCAGGGCAGGCCCACCCUUCCUUCUCUCCAAGGCUAAUUGCCGAUGCCGUCUUAGCGAACCCGACCCUUGAUGGAAGACGAGCCGCACCUUCCUUUACUGUUGUACGUCGUACGUGUACAUACAUAGACAGUUAGGCGGUACCUAAUUAAUUUUCUUUCUUGGGCCUGACGAUGAUUUAUUUCAGCAAGUAAAGAUUCUCCACUCACUGGAGGAGGCCUGGCGCACGCCAUGUAUAACCUGAAAGGGAAGACAAGCACUAAAAGUCCGAGCAAAGGUUAAGACGAGUCAAUAACCGCCAGGAAGAGUUUCGCGCAUCCGAUCCUUCGUUUUAUUUUCUCCCGUUGUUCAGACAUGCAAACAUCCUAACAGCCAUCCAUCGCAACACAGAGAUGGACUGGCCUUCCCUUAUUUCUUUCUUUCUCACUGUACCUACCUAAUACUGUCGCUUGCAUGUUUCCAAUUUAUCACGUGGGGCGCGGUCAACUUUACCAGGUUGUCGGUCCACUAAUUAACUGACUGAUGUCUUUCUUGUUCUUUUGCCUUUGCCAUGUCUCCG